UUAUAACAAUCUCUGGCAAAACCCCAGAAAAGAGAUAACACUCUUGUCUUCGACGGACCUCGGAGGCGGCAGCGGGGCCGGUGGAAAGGGUCUUCCGGUGGCCCGAGGCUCUGGGAGCCACCAGUCCAGCUGAGGGACAGCCUCUUGGGACUUUCUUCUCCCUGAGGAGCGUGACGCAGUUAAAAAGGAAAAAAAAAAAAAAGAGCCACAAGCCAAAGAGUUGCCAAUGACAUAGGAGAGGGAGCUCUUUCAAGCCACCGAGCCGCUCCUGGAGGCUCUGAGCUCACCCACCCCCAGCCAGGGGGCUCGGUCGUGGAGCGACACUCAACACGGGUCCGCGCACGAGAGACGGAAUGGCCGGGGAAGUCAGUCUGAAUUCCCUCCAGGAACUGGAACGCGAGGUCAUCCUCCAGGUCCUGUACCGAGACCAGGCGGUUCAAAACACCGAGGAGGAGAGGAUCCGGAAACUGAAGACGCACCUGCAGCAUCUCAGGUGGAAAGGAGCAAGGAGCGUGAGCCCGGAAUACAAAGAGAAGUCCUGCGCACGCUGCCAGUGCCAGCUCGGGCUUCUGCUGAACCGGGGGGCCGUGUGCAAGGGCUGCAGCCACCGCGUGUGCUCCGAGUGCCGAGUCUUCCUGCAGAGGACCCGUGCCUGGAAGUGCACCGUGUGCUUUGAGGACAGAAAUGUGAAAAUAAAAACUGGAGAAUGGUUCUUUGAGGAACGAGCCAAGAAAUUUCCAACUGAAGGCAAACACGACAGGGCUGGAGCAAAGCUCUUGCAAUCUUAUCAGGAACUGAGCAACAUUUCCGUGGUUCCUCCUACCCCACCUCCUCUGAGUGAAAGCCAGUGCACCAGCAGCUCCCGCAGGUUACAGGAACUUGGUCAGUUUAAAGGAUUUAAUAAGUCCAUGGAAAAUUUGUUUCUGUCUGUUACCACCCACAUGAAAAAGCUUUCCAAGUCCCAGAAUGACAUGACCUCUGACAAGCGACUCCUAGCCGCGGGUCCCAGGCAGUGUGCUAGCCGGACGGAGAGGAGGAGCCAGUCUGACACUGCCAUCAACGUCACCACCAGGAAGCCAAGCACACCAGAUAUUCUGAAACCUCUCAACCAAGAGAGUCCCAAACACCUUACUAACCCUGUUUCGAAGCAAGAGGACGUCUCAUCCAGGCCAACGCCCAGCACUUUGUUCUCAGGAGGCUUGAGACACGCAAGUCUACUUAGCAUUAACAGCACUUGUACAGAGAUGGGAAAUUUUGACAAUGCUAAUGUCACUGGAGAGAUAGAGUUUGCCAUUCGUUAUUGCUUCAAAACCUGCUCUUUAGAAAUAUGCAUCAAGGCCUGUAAGAAUCUUGCCUAUGGAGAGGAAAAGAAGAAAAAGUGCAAUCCGUACGUGAAGACCUACCUGCUGCCUGACAGAUCCUCCCAGGGAAAACGCAAGACUGGAGUCCAAAGGAACACCGUGGACCCAACCUUCCAAGAGACCUUGAAGUACCGGGUGGAGCCCGCCCAGCUGGUGACCCGGCGGCUGCAGGUCUCCGUGUGGCACCUGGGCACGCUCACCCGGAGGGUGUUUCUUGGAGAGGUGACCAUUCCUCUGGCCACAUGGGACUUUGAAGACAGCUCGACGCAGUGUUUCUGCUGGUAUCCGCUGAGGGCCAAGGCAGAGAAACAUGAAGACAGCAUUCUUCCAAAUAAUGGAGAACUUGCAGUCCGGGCCAAACUGGUCUUCCCUGCAGGGCCCAGAAAGCUCAAAGAGGCCCAAGAAGGGACGGGAGAUGGGCCAUCCCCUAACGGUCAGCUUUGUCUGGUCGUGCUGGGAGCCAAGAAUUUACCUGUGCGGUCAGAUGGUACCCUAAACUCCUUUGUUAAGGGCUGCCUGACUCUGCCAGACCAACACAGGCUGAAGCUCAAGUCCCCAGUCGUCAAGAAGCAAGCUUGCCCCCAGUGGAAGCACUCCUUCACGUUCAGUGGCGUAAGCCCUUCUCAGCUGAGGCAGUCCAGCCUGGAGUUAACCGUCUGGGACCAGGCCAUCUUUGGUGUGAACGACCGCUUGCUGGGGGCAGCCAGGCUUGGUUCCAGUAAGUCCGUCCGAGAGGAAGACGCAGCUGGCGGUGUGGACUCAUGCUCUCAGUCAGAGCUUCAAUGGCAGAAAGUUCUUUCCAGCCCCAAUCUGUGGACAGACCUGACACUCAUUCUUCACUGAAGCCAAGGUUCCAGUCCGCAGUGGGAGUCUCGAGUGCCGCAUGCCAGAAGGUGGCUGGACGUGUGGGUGUGGACACUCGCCGGCUGCAGCUGUAGC
Molecule: messenger RNA, 2300 nt
Organism: Lynx canadensis (Canada lynx)
Lineage: Eukaryota; Metazoa; Chordata; Mammalia; Carnivora; Felidae
Gene: SYTL3
Product: synaptotagmin like 3
Exons: 15
Coding region: 354-2204 (616 amino acids)
Biological process (GO): exocytosis; intracellular protein transport
Cellular component (GO): plasma membrane; exocytic vesicle
Molecular function (GO): small GTPase binding; neurexin family protein binding
Source: RefSeq, a predicted model, not a curated record